UUGCCUGAAGAAGCACAAGUUCUUCGUUGCAUACCAACCCAACUUAUAGCUCUAUUAAUUUUCCAUGAUUCAACUGUACAACUAAUUAACCAAUAUAGUAGAUGGCCUGCGGAAUGAAGUUUCAGGGAGUGAAGGUAGGACUGCUGUUGAUGAUGCUAUUAUCAUUGGCUGCCAUAGUUGUGGCAGACAUAGAUUGCUCCACAGUGACAGGGCUUCUCUCAACCUGCUCAACGUUCAUCAUCUAUGGCUACCCAGACCCACUUCCGGGUUCGUCAUGCUGUGAUGCGAUGGUGAGCCUGAGGUUGAUGGCAGAAUCCGGUGAUAAUAGGAGGUUCGUUUGUAGAUGCUUCAUGGGCCUGAUUGCUGCCUAUAAUCCAUUAGGCACUGCUAUUGCUACAUUGCCAGGCUUUUGCGGAAUACAUCUGGGCUUCACUGUUUAUCCUAACACAGAUUGCACCUCGUAAAUCUUACUCUUGCUCUCACACCAUCUAGAUUCUCUUGCACAUCUGACAUAUAAAUGGAAUAAUAAAAAAAUAUACCAAUAAGUUGCUUAGCAUUUUAUUAAAAACCGAAUUUGACGUAAUUUAAGUAUUGAAAACAGUUAUUAAACUUUGUUAACUAGGUUGAUUAUCUUUUCAUGCAGCUUUGGUUGAGUUUGGUUCUAGAGGAAGAAGUUGGAUAGAGAUGGAAUAAGAAGUCUGUCUUCAAGUGCUCUUGUUAAACAAAAUCAUAAAAUAAGUGAGUUGUUAUUGUAGAAAUUAGUAUUUCUCUAAUUUAUCCUUUGUUCCUUAUCUGCAGAAGAAAUGAGAAGAGAAUAUUUAAGAAGCUUGUUUAAUUUGCAAGAAAAAGAGAAGUAGAUUAGUAUGAAUGAAAUAAUAGAUAUGUUCCUAAAAAAAAACUAAAGCUUCUAUGGAUGAUAAUUCUAUUUGCUUAUUGAGUUGAGAAUACAGAACCAAGCAGAAGAAGAUGUUCCAAUGGCAGUCGUUUAUUUUAUUGUAAUGAUGAAUCACUAUCAAACAUGGAUCUGUUUGUCAUUUGCUUUAGCCGAAAGAGAAUUUGAUUGGGAAGGUUUUUAAAUCUCACAGGAUCAACUUGAGACAGUGGUAAAAGCAAAACAUGCACUUCAGAUUCAGGACAAGCUAUCCAUUCUUUCAAGAUUUGCUUUAACGCGACGCAAUCACUUACCGUUUUCUUGUGGGCAGCGACAAAAACUUUGCUAAUUACUUUUUCAACGUCAUCAUCAUAAUUUAUUUCAUAUCAUAAACAUUCUUCAACUGUGUGAUUCGUUGGCUUCUUGUGGGUAUCCAAGGUUGCAUUUGAUAGAGGUGGCAGAACAUUGAAUUUCUCUGUCAAUUUGAUAUGUAGCCAUAUCAGGCAAAUCGCUGAUAGGACAAAUCAAGGGCCAUGCACCAUAGAUCAAACAGGAAACUUUCCGACAUUUGUGAAUGAAAAUGGGGAUAAAAGGUAUACUAGUUCACUUUUAAUAUGAAACUCACACCGAUCAUAGAAGAGUGUUCCAUCCUAUUUACAAAGCUCAAAUAUGUGCUAUGUUUAGGUAAUAUUUAAUUUCUCUACGUGCCUUAAGAGAAAUUGUGAUGCCCAUCCUACAUCCGCGGUUACAAGAAUUAUAAAGGUUUUAUAAUUUACUUAGCUCAAAACCACAAAAAGUUAAUUAGUUUAGAUUAAAUAAAAAA
Manihot esculenta (cassava) is the source of this 1694-nucleotide messenger RNA. RefSeq names its product putative non-specific lipid-transfer protein 14. The coding region runs from base 102 to 464 and encodes 120 amino acids. Gene Ontology annotation, cellular component: membrane. The record is from RefSeq and is a predicted model, not a curated record. Lineage: Eukaryota; Viridiplantae; Streptophyta; Magnoliopsida; Malpighiales; Euphorbiaceae. The transcript has a single exon. Gene Ontology annotation, biological process: lipid transport. Gene Ontology annotation, molecular function: lipid binding.